AUGGUGAAAUUGUUUUUAUUUCGUCUGGGAUCAUUACUAAGUUUACUAAUUUUGCUUGUUUGGGAAGCAUUUUAUAGCCAAAACGAAGCAAACUACGCAGGUAUCGAAUCUUAAUCUUUGAAUCAACGUCAACUCUGUUAUUUUGCAUAUAUUGUUGCUGAUCCUAAAAUUGUUUUGUGCUAGAACCAUCAAUUCUAUCUUACUAUAAUGAUUAUUAUUUUUUUUUGGUAGAAAGCAACAACUUCAAGCGUCAAAACGUCUAUACAUUUACAGAGAAUGUUUGGAAGGUAAGCGGUAUUUUUGCAGACAGUCGAUAUGGUUGUCUGUUUCAAACUGUUUCCCGUUGCGAUUCAGUCAUAACCUCUAGGGCAACAUGUUAGUGCUUUCUCCUAGACGUGAUACAAUGUACUUAUAUUUAACACUCGAGACCAUAACCCUGUUUAGAUGGCUGAGUUCGUAUAGUAUGCGAGUAUUAAGGUUCAAUGAAUCAAGUGUUGGCUUAGUUCUGGAACGUAGACCAAACAGUUAUACCGGCAAUCUGAAAAAGAGCCAUAUGCUUUUAACAAAGGACACUAGCUCCCUAAAUCGUCAGAUUUACCGACAAUAAAUUGCAUACUCCCAUAUUCAAGGGGUUUUAGCCUCUUGAAUGAAAAUUCACUUAAACUAUCAACGGAUCGAUGAGGUAACCGGCGGGCUUCCCUGAUAACUGAAUGGCUUCAGUUAGUUUACAGGGUCCCUCCCACGCUAUUUAAGUGUGCCCUUACAAUUAUUCAGUACUCGGGGGCCAAACCAAUCCAUUCGUAACUGAAGAGAAUUCCACUAUUAGUCAGGACGGUCCAUUCAGAUUAGGUCCGUUCUUUAAAAAAAUGAACGGCAGUGAUGGUUUUUAAGUUUAAACUCUUGAAGAGAGCCUACUCUUUUUCAAAAUGAGUGAUACGAAUGCCCAGUUGUGACUUUUUAAGCGCAUAAGUUGGGAAAAUACACCAUCGUCGACUUUGCCAAAAUUUUUAAUUAGAAUAACAUAACAGUAGUGCUAUAGCUGGUUGAUAACGAAACUCUUGAAUUCGGGAGCGGCAGCCGAAUUUAUAGACUGAAUUAGUGUAUUCGAAAGAAUCGUACGUACUCCCUUUUUAAACUGAGUCGAACAGCACAAUCUGAAACACAAAGAUAUUUAGGCGAUUAUGUUUCGAAUGCAGGCCGGUAUUGAAUUAAAAACAUAUUGUAUUCUUAAAUUAGUUUUCUGCAGAUUAAACAUUUCUGUUCGAUUCCAAUUCCAAUUCUUGUACACAUUAGGGCCAUUUAUACAAGGAAAAAUAAGACGCCAACUUUCCGUAUAAACGGCACAUUUCGUCUAAAAUAAGACGCGACUUAGCUCAGACGCGUCUUAUUUUAGAACAGCCCUUAACACCUGUUCUUAGAUAAGACAUGCGUUAGUUUUUGGCGGGAAAAUUUUCGCUUGCCCUUCCCGCAUAUCUUUGAAGCAACGCUCAAAACCACUCCUUCGAUCUCCUUCUUCCCUUUUUCUCGGGUUCCUUCUGAACGUUUCCAAGAAAGCAUUGUUUUUUAUAAUUCUGAGGCAAAUAAGGGUUUUUGUCAUAAGAGAAGACUCCCCCAUUUUCAUUUAAAAGGUCUUCAAAAUAUUGUCUCUGCUGCAAAUCGCAGCAUGACGCCGUAACUUUGAAACGCGCGCCAUGUUGGGUUGCCGUUGCUACGGGCAAAAUUCACAUGGAAACCAGUCAAGGACAGAAAUAAGACGCGAACCAUUUAUACGAGCUGUUUUCGCCUUAGGUAAGACAUGCUCGUAUAAAUGGUACAGUUCGCGUCUUAUUUUUCCUCGUGUAAAAUGGCCCUAUUGUUUACGCUCUAUAAAACAAACCGAUUUUACUGAAUAAAUAGGGAAUUAAGACAUCACCGAAUUCCUCUUGAAAACACCAGAGUUCAAAAUAACACCAGAGUUCAAAAAGUCAGACGAUUAGUUUUGAGGCGGCCUUAAACACUCAAGAGCAAAGUCUCUUGGUAUAAUUCGAAUUUUCCUUGCUGAUUUCCCAAGAAGAAGGAUCCGUCCACAAGUAUCCGGAUAUUUUCGAAUCCGCAAAUUGUUCUUUGAGGAUUCAAAAAUUUCCAAGUCCCAUAGUCGUAUUCAAAUCGAAUUUGCCCGUCCACUGCACACGUAUCCGGAUUCUUUCUUAGUGCGUCAGCUAAUUUAUAAAGCGAUCUUCAGCUCAUGCAAAAAUUUUAUCGCCAAUCUUCUUCAAUUACUGUUUCACUGACAAAAUUCUCCCAACAAGCACUAUCAGUUUCGUUCGCUCGUUUAACGUGUUUACGGCCUCCAAUUCGUGCGUCCGUAAUGUAAAGAAGCUUCAAACUGUCGAGCCGCCGUUUGGCAUUAUUGAAGUGCACAGUAAUCAUAGUUACCAUAGUUAGGUUUAAAUUCACACACGUUAUAAGACUUCAAACUAAAGUCCAAGAAGUAAAGAAGCGAUAUCAUUGCGCUCGGCACCGUCUUGAAUAUUAACGUAGAACCGGGCUCGAUCUUGUGACGUCACUGAAUAAAAAAUAUCCGGAUUGAACGUCCACCCGAACCCAGAUUCAUAGCGUAUUCAAGAAUUUCGACUCCGGAGAGCGGAUUCCAAAAGAUGGGGAUUCGUCUGCUGGAUUCACCGGAAUACGUGUGGGCGGGUCCUUAGUGCCUGUCUCAAUUAUGCCUUUAGAAGGACACCAUCAGAGAAAAUGAAUAAAACUAGUAAUGACCGAAGGUUACGGAGUGCGGGCGACAACGAUCGAAGGUCAAAACGCUUUUGCUUCAAUGCUGUGCUUUCGGUAAGUUUCACGUGACAGAUGGUCAAAACACGCGUGAUCAGAUUACGAGUGAUAGAAGGUCCAAACGCGCAUGAUAAAUUGCGUUAUGUACAUUCCAUUCAUUCUUAGUGGAAGUCCAAACGAAUGCUGGCUCAUGCUGGCUACAUACAUGCGACGCAUGCGUAAUAACAACCUGGAGAUUAGGAUUGCGGGCUCCUAGCCUCUUGUCGCCAGCAACAAAGCCUUUAAGCCAUCUUGCGUCGCAUCACUGACGUCUGUAAUUGCUGAAAUCAAACAGAAAUGGGUCUCGCGCGUGUUGCAUAUCGAAAAUGUCCUUUCGUCUUUGCCCUUUGUUUUAUGUCAUGACGAACGUGUAUAAUUUUUCCUCUUAGAAUAGUCACCAGACACAAGAGCAACGUAAGAAGAGUUUAAUAGACUACUGCCACAAGCGAGAUCCCAGGGAGCUGCUGCCACCAUACACAAAAAAUCAUGAAAUUCCUGCAUAUUAUUUCAGGAAUAUUAUUGUGAACGACAACCACAAACUUCUCUAUUGCUACAUACCUAAAGUGGCCUGUUCAAACUGGAAACGAGUGCUCAUGGUCAUGAACGGUGAUGCCGCUGAUCCGUGGAAGAUAAAAACAGCGGACGUCCAUAAUCGCAGCUUGGGAUAUUUUCGAUAUUUGAAUCAGUAUUCCCCAGAGGAAAUUGUACAUAGACUCAAUACUUAUUACAAAUUUCUGUUCGUGAGACACCCGUUUGAGCGACUCGUAUCGGCGUACAGAAACAAGUUUGUAGACUCAUACAAUUACACUCUUUUCAAAGAGAUGUAUGGGCGGUUUAUCAUACGAAAAUACCGCCGCAACGCAGACAAGAAGUCCUUGAAGACCGGUGACGGAGUAAGUUUUUCCGAAUUUGCCGAAUUUCUCCAUAAUUCUGAUUCCGAAUUUAUGGACUGGCAUUGGAAGCAAUAUGACACAUUAUGCCACCCCUGCUUAAUUUACUACGACUUUAUAGGACAUUUUGAAAAUUUAUACGAAGAAGCUGAUCAACUACUUGAUAUUCUACAAGUGAGCGACACAGUUAAUUUUCCCAGAAACAAAACUUCACAGUACAAGCUCUCGACAAAAGUCAUAGCCAAACGGUACUUAAACUCGCUUUCUGAAAAGGCCAGAAAGAAUCUCUAUGACAAGUACAAACAUGACUUUGAGAUGUUCGGCUAUUCAAUGGGAGACUAUCUUUGA
Porites lobata is the source of this 4040-nucleotide messenger RNA. NCBI's taxonomy places the organism in Eukaryota, Metazoa, Cnidaria, Anthozoa, Scleractinia, Poritidae. The record is from the annotation of a GenBank genome assembly.